UAACCAAAUGGUCACUACUUUAAGCCGAUAUUAAUGACAAUAUAUAUGUCGUUAUUAAUGAAUUGCACACAAAAUGCAUGUUUUGGCGCAAAGCAUGAGAUGACAGACAUUAUCGACAUUUACAUUGAAUUGCAUUGAAUUUGACGGCAAUUGCUAUUAAUAUAUCGUUUUAUAUAUACAUUGACUGUAUUGUCCAGCGAUGACAAUACCAAUUGAUAAUAAUUUCCGAGUCAACACAUCGGUUGUCAACAGGACAGAUGUGACCACUGCUAACCUAUAUGAUGGUGUGGCCAUCAGUGUUGACCACUUCCUCACAACCGACUCGACGUUUCCGCAAAUGUUGGAAACAUUAAAAGCUACUCAAAGGUAUCCAACGGUAUCGGGACUACAGGACAGUGAUUAUCCUAACAUAAAUGACUGGACAGCCGGUACACAACUAUCGUUAUCACAGUUCACACCAUUGACUACUAUUCCUCUUCCGAAAGGAUUACUCGAACAGUUUACUCACAUUCAACAAAACUGUGAAAUGGGAAUCAUGACAGAGAUCCGUAGGGCGUGGGUUGCCAUCGAUUGCUAUAUUUAUCUCUGGAAUUACGACAAUGCAAGUGAUGUCGCCUAUUAUGAUGGCUUAAGCGAAACUAUUCUUAGCGUUGGUCUCGUACAACCAAAAGAUGGUGUCUUUAAACCACAUAUUAAAUAUCUAUUGGUGUUAACCACGGCUGUAGAGAUAUUAUUGUUAGGCAUAACUUUUACUCCCAAUGAAGAUGAUGGUGACUCUGGCGAUCUUCUUCUAGUUCCGGAUCCUAUAUUUAGAAUAUCGACCGAUAAUAUUGUAAUGAAUGUAAUUUAUGGAUCACAUGACGGCCGCAUAUUUCUUGGAGGAAGAGAUGGAUGUGUUUAUGAAGUGACGUAUCAGGCAGAAGACGGAUGGUUUGGUCGCAAGUGUCGGAAAAUUAAUCACUCGUCGAGUACGCUGUCAUUCUUGAUUCCCGCAUUUUUUGCAUUAGCCAAAGAUGAUGAAAUAAUUCAGAUCGACAUCGAUAACAAAAGACAUAUAUUGUAUACAUUGACCAAAAAUGGCACAAUUGAUGUCUUUGAUUUGGGUGCCGAUGGAAAAAGCACUUAUAGAGUGACUUCAAAGUCAUUAAAUUCUAUUGUAAACGAGGCAUCAGCUGUGGCUCAAACUAUAGAUCAAUUAAAUUUUAAGCCAAUUAUUUCUAUCAAUGCUAUUGAUGAAAGUGAAUCAAUUCAUAUUAACCUCAUUGCUGUAACUAAAGCAGGUGUGAGACUAUAUUUCACAGCAACAUCAUUGACAUCACCAGAACAGAGACCUUUUGCACUAAGUUUACUUCACGUACGUCUUCCGCCCGGCUUUACUGCUUCGCCAUCAAUACAGAGACCGACAUCAGUACACUGUUCUUACUUUAAUAGAGGAACACUUCUUAUGGUUUCAUCGCAUAUUGAAAAUAAAGAUUUUUUAUGGACGAUAAACAAUGACUCGUUUGCUUUCAAUUUAGAACUAAUGGAACUGUUUUCUGUGUCUCAACUAAGCAGCAAAAUAUGGCGAAUUGCUGAAGAAACUAAAGCUCUUCCCUAUAAACCUUAUCAUCAAUACGUUCUCAAGAAUAAAGUGGUUUCAUUGGAAACACCACUAUUAGUCACCCAACAUAUGGAAGAGCCGCGAAAAUUUGUUUUCUUGACAUCUCAAGGCAUUCAUAUUGGAUACAAAACUAGAAUUGUUGACCAAUUAUAUAAACUUUUGGUUGACAAUCAAGGCUAUGAUAACGAAACAGUUAAAGCAUUUUUUGCAUUACAUUCCGGUGCACAGGGAUGUGCUAUUGCUCUCAUACUUGCGUGUGGAUUAAAAUCAUCACAAGAGGCAAAAAUAAAAGAAUGGGCCACUUCUGCCUUUUUUCAUUAUGGCGGUGACCCACAGCUUACCAACUCUCAAAUGAUUCAAACGCAUAUUCAACAACCAUUUCCUCAUCAACCAUAUACUAGUCCGACUUUUGAUCGAUCACUACAUCAGGUCUCAACACCAGUCUCUUCAACCAAUCAGCCAUUAUUUUCGACGCCAUCGUCUCCUAUUCAGCCACAAUCACUGCACACAAGUUAUAUGAGCCCAGAGAUGUCUUGUCAAAUAGGACAGCAAUCCACCGGUGCUGUUGUAUCAGUUGGUACUCAGUUUUCAAAUAAACACAAUGCAGUGUAUCUUUACUUUUCACGAAUCAUUCGUCCCUUUUGGAGUCUCAAGUGUGUCAGCUCUCAAAAGACAAUGACGUCUGAGGGACACAAAGAGCUAUUAAUGUCGAACAUAUCGCUGAAUGAAAUCAAAGCAUACGAUAAUCGAUUAACCGAAUUAAGAGACUUUCUUAAAACUAAUAUUAAGUUUUCACCAAAUCUUGAAAAUGAUAACAGAAAAGAUAUUUUUAAAGGAAGUGAUAUUUAUGCCAAUGAAAAAACUUCAUUAUAUUUAUUGGUUAAACUUAUUGAACAUUGUAUUGAAGUAUUAGGUCUCUGGAAACUCUUAUGUGACCAUCAAUUCCACGCCGUUACUAGUGUUUUGCCAAUUGAAAAGCAAACUCAAUUGAUUGGAAUGACUUUUAAAGAUCUUGUUGUUUAUGGCAAUGAAAUGACAACUUUAUUGGCCAGUGCUUUGGUCCGGCGUUUUAUUGAAGACAACUCAACAACAGAUAUAAUCAAUAGACGAUUACAAGAUGUUUGUCCAUCUAUUUAUAAGAAUGAGAAUGCAUUGCAUGCAAAAGCACAUGAAUUAGUAAUGAAAGCCAAAUCGAUAACAAAUCCGACGGAUAGAUCGUCACAAUUGGAAACGGCAUUGAAUUUGUGCAAAAAAAUCGGCGCUCGUAUUAAUUUACCCGCAGUUUGUGAACUCUUUCAAUCGGUUCAUAUGUAUGAAGCUGUGGUCGACAUUUGUCUACUGACCGCUCAAAAUCGUGAUCCACAAAAUUUAGCCCUUCAUUACUACAAAAAUGGCGAACCAAUUGAAGAUCAAAUGGGAUAUUAUUCAUAUAAUAAUAGAAAUGAAUGCUACAAAUUGUUAUUAGAAAUAUAUGAACGACUCGUACAACAAAGCAAAUCAUUGCUUAAUCCCAGAGUCGAUGAAUCGAUUAAAACUGUUCUUUCAUUAGAAGAGGCAAAGAAACGGUCCAAUGAUUUGUUAAGUCGAGCCAUUGAGUCAAACGAUGAAUUAUUUCACAUAUCUUUAUAUAAUUGGUUGUAUGAGUUCCAACAAAGUGAUAAACUUCUUGAAAUAAAGUCUCCAUAUUUGGAAAAUUAUCUCAAACGCAAAACUUCAGCAUUUAGUGAUUCAAUUGCAUUAAUGGACUUACUUUGGAUGUAUUAUGAAAGGAAUGGUCAUUAUAGAGCUGCUGCUCAUAUAUUGACCAAAUUAGCUGAACGGCAUAGUCCUGAAGUUAGUCUUUAUAAACGACUUGAAUAUCUGUCCCGAGCUAUAGUCUGUAUGAAGAGCUCAGACUCACGUCCGACAUCUUUAUUAGGAGAUGAUAGUCAGUCUGCAGGAGAAAAGUUGCACGAAUUGGAAGAGAAGAUGGAAGUGGCGCGUAUUCAGCUUCAAAUUCUUGAGCACAUCCAGAAGUUAACAGAUACACCACUAACUCAUGAGGCUAUUAAUGCAUUAAAUAGUGAUUUGCUUGAAAUUACAUCCCUUUAUGAAGAGUUUGCCGAACGAUUUAAUUUACCCGAAUGUCAAUUAGCAAUACUUCAUUGCGCCGGACAUUACGACCCGAAUUUAAUUGAGACCAUUUGGCACAAUAUUUUUGAUAAUGAUUUACGAGCCAUUCACUCAUUAUCUACCGAAGCGCAGAAAAAUUAUUUAACCACAAAAAUCAGAAACUUUGCCAUAAUAUAUGCAAACGCCGAAAAAUAUUUUCCAAUUGAAUUUAUUGUCAAAUACUUGGAAACCAAGACUCAAAACAUUGGAUUUGAAGCUCAAUGGUUGGCGCAAUGUUUGCUUAGUUUAGAUAUCAAAUUAUCAAAUUUACUCAAUCUUUAUCACAAACUUUACCGAUCGAGAGAAUUGUCCAUUUCUUGGCCUCGAAAACAGAUUCAUUUGUUGAGAAUCUUAACUUAUUUGAUCGAUACGUUCACUCAAAUGCAACAAUUGGUUGAUUUUGCCGAAAGGCGUCAAUUUUGUAAUAAAACUCUUGAUAUAAUAUCCGGUUAUUUACUUGAUUUGCAAACUAUGGAUACGGAAGACAAAGACGUGAAAAAUUUGUUAAUUGACUUAAAAUCACUUAAAAGUCGUGUCGAGCGAUGUCUUUGAUUAACUGACUUUUACUUUAGUUCACGAUUUAUAUUAUUUUAAAUAAUUUUAUAUUAAUUAUUAACAUAUUUUACAAUAAAAAAUAUGAAUAAAAAUCUUGUU
This is a messenger RNA of Oppia nitens, 4405 nucleotides long. RefSeq names its product nuclear pore complex protein Nup155-like (gene Nup154). Gene Ontology annotation, cellular component: nuclear pore; nuclear pore inner ring. Lineage: Eukaryota; Metazoa; Arthropoda; Arachnida; Sarcoptiformes; Oppiidae. The record is from RefSeq and is a predicted model, not a curated record. Bases 200 to 4303 code for a protein of 1367 amino acids. The transcript has 7 exons. Gene Ontology annotation, biological process: RNA export from nucleus; protein import into nucleus; transcription-dependent tethering of RNA polymerase II gene DNA at nuclear periphery. Gene Ontology annotation, molecular function: structural constituent of nuclear pore; protein binding.